Molecule: messenger RNA, 3249 nt
Organism: Limulus polyphemus (Atlantic horseshoe crab)
Lineage: Eukaryota; Metazoa; Arthropoda; Merostomata; Xiphosura; Limulidae
Product: nucleolar protein 8-like
Exons: 13
Coding region: 168-2705 (845 amino acids)
Molecular function (GO): RNA binding
Source: RefSeq, a predicted model, not a curated record
CUGCAAACGAUACGUAGUUGUUCAUGGCAUGUGUACCAAAUGUGAGAAAAGUGUGAUUUGUUGCCCUGUUAAUAUUAUUUGUUUUCAUGAAUGAAGGUAUAAUUCAAUGUUUAAUUUAUACUUUAGUCACUUAAAUUUGUUCAGAUUGAAAUAACAACUGACAUAUAAUGGUAAACCAGAAAAGGUUGUUUAUCGGAGGUAUAUCUCCAACUGUUCAAGAAAAUGAUAUUAAAGAAAAGUUUUCAAGAUUUGGGGAAAUCUGUGGUGUGGAAAUUCGCGAAAAAACUUAUGAAAAUAGUAACGUCACAAGAUUUGCAUAUGUAGAUCUUAAAAUUUCUGAUGAUUGUUUGGCCAAAUGUAUCAGUGUUUAUAAUCAGACGAGCUGGAAGGGGCAAAAAAUUUUGAUACAGUUAGCUAAAGAAAGUUUUUUACAGAGGCUGCAACGUGAAAGGGAAGAACAAGAUUCCAAAAGUAAUCAUAAGCAUUCCUCUGAAAAACAGCCAGAAGUUUUCCAGUCACAAACUCAGUUCCAACAUCAUAAGGAAACAACUAAUAGAAAUAAAAUUUACUUUAAUGAUGAGGAAGAUAAACAACCUGCUGUGAAGUCUUUGUGUUGGUCAACAAGCAAGAACAACAGUGGUCAGGUUUUUGAGGACAAAAGUAAAAGGGAAGCUGGAGAUAAAAUUAAGAAAGGGAAUUCUUGUAAAGAAAAAAGUCAUGUUACUAAGAGAAGCCAUGACCAAAAAGGUAUGCUUUGUACUGAGUUAAUUAACCAUUCAUCCGAUGAAGAAAGCCGGCCUGGGAAUCUGCCAAAGUUUGGUGGAACUGGAUCUGUGAUAAAGAAGAAGAAUGCUCUUUCAGAAUUAUAUGGAACUAAUCCAAGCAAAAAAUUAUCUAGUAGUUCUGACAGUUCUACUGAUUCUGCUGACACUGAUGAAAUAAUCAGUCAUCACAAACCCAUUGACAAUACAAGAAAAUUAACCUAUGUACAGCCAUCAGCCACUAAGGAAACAGCAAGGUAUACUCUGGCAGACAAAAAAUCAAAAUCUGGCUUGCUAGAUUUAAAACAAGCUACCUUGGACUUGUUUUCUGUUGAUGAUGAUGGUGAUCAGUUUUUUACAACUGAUCAUUACAAUUUUGUUUCCAAAAAGCCUAAGACUUUUAACAAAAUCACACCAAUAGAAAAAACACCCAAAGUAACUGUGAAGAAUGGACCUGAUUUAAACACAGUUUUUAAUAAAAGGAACCACAAAACACGAGGAGAGUUGGCCAAAAGUCAGGUUUUGAAUGAAAAUGGAACUGAUGUCAAAAAAUUUCGAUCAAAAUCAAACUUUUCAGGAAGUCAGGAGUUUAAUUCUGAAAGGACUGAUUUCCAUGAAUCCUGGAAUAAGCAUCAGACAGACAAUGAGAAACGACUCAUUUCCCUAGAAAAUUGGAAGAAACAAAACAAGGCUCAACAGAUGGCAAUAAAAGCUGCACUAUACAGUGUGGAUUCAGAAAAAAGUUUGAAUAAGAAAAUAGUUUUUGAUUCUGAAGAAGAGUCAACUUAUGAUGAAAAAAAAGAUUGUUUAGAAGACCAUAAAGUUCAGAAUAACUUCAGAAAGCAGUUUCAACAGAAAUCCCACGAUAGGAGAAAACUGACAUUAUUUGAUGGCAGUGGGGAAGAUGAAGAAGGCAGUGAUGAGAUAGAUAAAUCCAAGGAAAUGUUCCGAAUAAGAUCUCAGUUUGAAGGUUCAAAAGGAAAAAGGCUACUGAACCGUCAGAAUUGGUUUGGGCAUGAUGAACGAUUUCGAAUGGAUGAAAAGUUUCUUGAGAGUGAUGGAGAAAGUGAUAAGUCAGAAUCUGAACAAGAAGAGAAGGCUGAGUCAACACUGCCACAGGAAACCAGUGACGAUUUUGUUGAUGUAGAAGCAGAACGAAACCGUAAUCUCAGCAUCUUAGAAAGUGUUGUUGGUUUUGAAAUUCCUAAAAAACUGACAAAAAACACAAAGAAGUGGAUGUUCAAAGACACUUCUAGCUUACGAUUUGACCCGAGUAGAGAGGAUUCUGCUAAGUUUGAACUGAAGUUUGAAAAGAAAGACACCAAAAAGAAAAAAUCGAAAGAAGCUCUUGAGGAAGAAAUGUCUGGCAAUCCUCUCCCAGAAGUUUCGAGGGAAAAAUUUUAUCAGGUUCAACCUGAUCUUAAAUUUGGAGAACACAGUUAUGAAAAAGAAACUGAAGGUUUCAGUGUCUUAAAGGCUCUAGGUAGAACUUGUAACGUAUCUGAUAACGAAGUAGAUGACCACGCACAAGGAAUGAGUUUCCAAGUGUCAUCCAUUCCAAAUGUAAGUAAUUCCUCCUUCAGUCCGUGGGAAAAAAAUCCUUUCAAGUAUGACAGCAGUGAUGACGAGAUCAGUGAGAAAAGAACAAAACAGAAAUACCAUAUGUCAUCAACACCGGCACCAUUUGAUGAGAAACAUCAAAGAACUAAGAAUAAUUUGUUCUUUUUCCAGGCCAACGAUCCUCGUCUCCAAGAAGGAGUGGAGUUCUUCCGGCGGACAGAAGACACGAAUGUAUUACAUAAAAGGUGGAUGGAGAAUAGGUCAAAAUUACUGGAGAACUUACAAGCCAAGAGGAAGAAAGCACAGCAUGGAAAGAAGAUAAGACUCAGUAAAGGAAAUCCUUUUAAAGGAAUAAAGCAAAGAAAACCUCAGUUUUAUUCUUGAAAAAUUUCUAGAAUAAUAAUAAAAUUUUGAUAAUAUUUUAAUUGCCUAAAAAUUUAACGUUUAUGAGUAAGUGUUGUUAUAACUGUUCAAAGAUUUGUUCUUAAAGAUUUCUGCAUUAGGUGAUAAGACCCAACCAAACAUGACAAAAAAUCUAGAGAAGAAAAAGAAUCUUAUAGAAACUGCAGUAAUUCAAUGAUUUUUAUUGCAUUGAUUGUAUAAGGAGUACGAUAACAUUUAUGGUGAUAUUUCUGCUUCUGUCUAGAACGGUAGUUUUCUAACUGUACGAAGCCAUCGAACCCUCUUAUUUCAUUCCUUCCAUCACAGAAAUCCAAACCUUAACUCACCUUUAAAGCCUUGUUAGAAGUCAUGCCUUCUUCCUCUUGUAUCAUACUUACAUGAACAUAGGCAAAUUUAUAGAUGUAUGAAUAUUUCUUAUUUUGUUUGCUUGUGUAUGUAACUGUGUGGAGAAGACUGAAUAUCAAAUGACUCGUGAUUUAAAAAAAAAGUCUGUGAUGGGUUAACAUUCAAAAGUUAAAAAAAAAAA